Molecule: messenger RNA, 2328 nt
Organism: Aethalodelphis obliquidens (Pacific white-sided dolphin)
Lineage: Eukaryota; Metazoa; Chordata; Mammalia; Artiodactyla; Delphinidae
Gene: TRIM38
Product: tripartite motif containing 38
Exons: 8
Coding region: 278-1663 (461 amino acids)
Molecular function (GO): protein binding; zinc ion binding
Source: RefSeq, a predicted model, not a curated record
UGCGUUUAGUCCAGUCUGAGUUAACUUCCUCACCCAGAUCUCCGGAACCGGCAGCUACGGAGGGAGCUAGCAGUGCAUAUGUGCCUGCUGCAUGACUCCAUGUCAGAUCUCCGAAGAUCCAGGAUGUGAGAGAGAAGACCACGUGACCUGUGGAGGCCAGUGGCAGCCAGCGCAUCGGAAAGAGGCUCAGACAAGGUGAAGUUCCAUCGCUGUGGGAAAGUUCUGGCUGCUUCAUCUCUGCCUCUAGAUCCAAUAUUAGAGAUUUUCAGGAAAAGCCAUGGCCUCAACCCCAAUCACCAAGAAGAUGAGGGAGGAAGCCACCUGUUCCAUCUGUCUGCAACUGAUAACUGAGCCAGUGAGCAUCAGCUGUGGACACAGCUACUGCCACUUGUGCAUAGUGAGCUUCUGUGAGAUGCAACCAUGGCUGGAGAUGUUCUCCUGUCCCCAGUGUCGGAUGCCAUUUAAAAUGGCGAGCCUCCGACCCAACAGGCAGCUGGGAAACCUCAUUGACGCCAUCAAGGACAUGGACCAGGAAAUGUCAUGUGAGGAACAUGGAGAGAAGCUCCAUCUGUUCUGUGAAGACGAGGGCCAGCUCAUCUGCUGGCGCUGUGAUCGAGGAUUGCAGCACAAAGGGCACACCACAGCUCUGGUGGAAGAUGCGUGCCAAGGUUACAAGGAGAAGCUCCAGGAAGCUGUGACCAAAUUGAGGCAACUGGAAGAGGAAUGUAUGAACCUGAAGGUGUUCACGGCAAAGCAAAUAACCGAAUGGAAUGAGAAGAUAGAAGUUCAGAAACAAAAAAUCCAGUCUGACUUUAAGAAUCUCCAGAGCUUCCUUCAUGAGGAAGAGAAGUCUUACCUAUGGAAACUGGAGAAAGAAAAAGAGCAGACUCUGAGGAGACUGAGGGACAAUGAGGCCAAUCUUGAACAGAAGAGCCGUGAACUCGAGAGCUACAUCCUACAACUAGAGCAUAAAUGUCAGGGCUCAGCCCAAAAUCUGCUGCAGGAUGUGAAAGAUACUUUGAGCAGGAGUUGGGCUGUGAAGCUAGAACAACCAGAGGCCCCCUCUUUGGACCUUCACACUGUGUGCAAUGUUUCUGAGCUUUACUUUGAUGUGAAGAAAGUGUUAAGGAGCUAUCAAGUCAGCGUGACUCUGGAUCCAGAUACAGCUUAUUACGAACUAAUUCUGUCUGAGGAUCGGAGACAAGUGACUCGUGGAUGCCCCCAGGAGAAUCUUGAUACUUCUUCUAGGAGAUUUAGUGCCUUACCCUGUAUCCUGGGCUGUGAAGGCUUCACCUCAGGAAAACAUUACUUUGAAGUGGAUGUGGGAGAGGGAACUGGGUGGGAUUUAGGAGUCUGUAUGGAAACUGUGCAGAGGGACACUGUCAUGGUGCAGACGCCUCAGUCUGGAUUCUGGGCCAUCAGACUGUGCAAAAAGAAUGGCUAUGUAGCGCUUACCUCUCCCCUAACUUCCCUUCAGCUAAGGGAGCAGCCCCUGGUUGUGGGGAUAUUUCUGGACUUCGAGGCUGGAGUUGUAUCCUUUUACAACAUGACCACUGGUUCCCACAUCUUCACCUUCCCAAAGGCCUCCUUCUCUGACACUCUCCGGCCCUAUUUCCAGGUCUAUCAAUAUUCUCCUUUGUUCCUGCCUCCCCCAGAUGAGUAAGGGAAGGAGCAAAGUCUCCUCGAUUUAACUAGCAUAGAGAGUAUAAUCUGAAUCCCACGAGGACAGAAAUGUGGUCUCUUUUCUUCGAAGCUAUUUCCUUGUACCUAAAACAGUGCUGGGUUUUUAGUGCAUACUUAAUAAAUCUGCAUUGAAUAAAUGACUAUAAUGACUGUAAAAAUACCCCAAGUGGUCAGGCUGAGCUGGGGAAAAGCAAGAUAAUAGCGAUGAUUAUGCUUUGUCCUCUCCAUCCCUCUUCAAUGGGUUCAGAGUUUCGAUUUCUAAGAGUUCUUGAGUGACCCAGGAGGGUGACUCAGAGACCAGGAGGUCUGACUUCUCCCAGUUUGUUUGGUGCCAUUUAAACUCAUAGAUGGGGGAUGAGGAAAAGCUGCAAUUGUCUCUGUCAACUGCAGACAAGAGCAUGAAAAUCAAAAAUGCAAUGACUCAUCUAACCACUGACAUGAUUAAUAAUCUGAGCCAUCAAUAAUCUGAUGUAGUAAGUGUGGACGGCUACCAGACCUGGUGAGAUCUGCUUGAGCAAUAACCACCCUCCCACCCCCAUCUCAGAAGCCAGUUGCAAGUCCAGGUUGUCACCUGUGCUUCUGACUGACUGGCUAUAAAUUGGAGGUUCCCAUGAUCCCCUCUUUGGGUUUGAUCAUUUGUUAGAA